Molecule: messenger RNA, 2004 nt
Organism: Naumovozyma dairenensis CBS 421
Lineage: Eukaryota; Fungi; Ascomycota; Saccharomycetes; Saccharomycetales; Saccharomycetaceae
Gene: MSC7
Product: meiotic recombination directing protein
Exons: 1
Coding region: 1-2004 (667 amino acids)
Molecular function (GO): aldehyde dehydrogenase (NAD+) activity
Source: RefSeq, a predicted model, not a curated record
AUGACCAAUAUAUAUCUGAAUCCAGAUAUGCUAUAUCAUAUAAAUUCCACAGUGCAGUAUUAUAUAACAGAAUGGUUCAAACAGCAACAACUACAAUUCGAAAAUGAUCCAAGAAAUUCUAACUACAUUUACCGUAUUGUCCAAUACUUUUCAGAGUCUUCAACAACAACAUUAAUAUUGACGUUCGUUUCCCUAAUAUUCUUCUAUAAAUGGCUUUUCAAUCAAUUCACCCCUAAUGGUAAGAUUAAGCCCGCCAGAUUUACCAUACCAAUUCCAGAUGCUGUUAGACCAAAUUGGAAAAGUAAGAGAUUAUUGAAUCCAUCAAUUACAAUUGAACAAGAUUCUACAAUAAUUCAAAGUUAUUGUCCUGCCACGGGCCAAUUAUUAGGUCAAUUCAAAUCAAUGACCAAAUCACAAUUAGAUGAACAAAUAGAGCAAGCUGAAAGAGCACAAAUUGAAUUUGGUAAUUCUUCCAUGGAUAGAAGGUUCAAAAUAUUAUUGACACUGCAUGACUUCAUUAUAAAUAAUCAAGAUUUAAUUACAAAAAUUGCUUGUAGAGAUUCAGGGAAAACGAAAUUAGAUGCAUCUAUGGGUGAGAUCUUGGUCACUUUAGAGAAGAUUUCAUGGUUACUUAAGCAUUCUUCCAGGAUCUUAUCACCUUCUAAACGUUCUGGACCAACUAAUUUCUUUAUGAAAUGGUACAAGAAGGCAGAAAUUAGAUAUGAACCAUUAGGGGUAGUAGCUGGGAUUGUAUCAUGGAAUUAUCCAUUCCAUAAUCUUCUAGGUCCUAUAAUAGAUUCUAUCGUUACAGGUAAUGCCAUCAUUAUGAAAUGUUCAGAACAAGUUGUAUGGUCAUCUGAAAUAUUUAUUGAUUUAGUUAAAAAGGCUCUUAUCGCGUGUGAUGAAGAACCAAAUUUAGUUCAGUUAUUCUAUUGUUUACCACCCUCCCCGAACUCUAAUGAUGAUACAGCCAAUUAUUUCACAUCAAGACCACAAUUUAAAUCUCUAACUUUCAUUGGAAGUCAACCUAUUGCCAAACAAAUUCUUAAAUGUACGGCAGAUCCAAUUACCCCUGUUGUAGUGGAAUUGGGUGGUAAAGAUUCAUUAAUUGUGUUGGAUUCAUUCGCAUCUUCAGAUUUGCAAUCCUUAUCAUCUAUUAUUAUGAGAGGUACAUUUCAAUCAUCUGGACAAAAUUGUAUUGGUAUUGAAAGGAUAAUUGUGAGUGCCAAGCAUUAUGAGAAAUUAACUCAAAUACUUUCUGACAGAAUUACAUUUUUUCCAUUACGCCAAGGUUCGGACAUUGAUUCACAAUCUUCUUCUUCUUCUUCUUCCUCGAGACCAAAUCCCUUAGAUAUAAUUGAUAUGGGUGCCAUGAUUUCAAAUAACAGAUUUAAACAGUUGGAGGAAUUAGUUCAAGACGCUGUAAGUAAAGGUGCCAAAUUAAUAUAUGGUGGUACUCCUUAUGUUCAUCCCAAUUAUCCUCAAGGCCAUUAUUUCAAACCAACUUUGUUGAUAGAUGUUACACCUGAAAUGAAUAUUGCUCAACAGGAGGUAUUUGGUCCUAUUAUGUGUGUUAUGAAGGCUCGUGAUACAAAUGAUUGUGUUUCAUUAGCGAAUUCUGCACCAUUUGGUCUCGGUGGUUCUGUUUUUGGUAAAGAUCUUGAUGAAUGUAAUUAUGUUGCUAACCAAUUAAAGACAGGUAAUGUUGCUAUUAAUGAUUUCGCCACAUUUUAUGUUUGUCAAUUACCAUUUGGUGGUAUUCAUGGUUCAGGGUAUGGAAAAUUCGGUGGUGAAGAAGGGCUAUUACGUUUAUGUAAUGCAAAGAGUGUUUGUUAUGAUAGGUUUAGCUUUAUUAAGACUCAAAUUCCUCCACCUUUAGAUUAUCCCAUUAAGAAUGACAAGAAAUCUUGGAAUUUUGUUAAAAGUUUCAUUACUGGUUCUUAUACUACUUCCAAAUGGCAAUUAAUUAAAUCACUGCUCUCCUUAGCUAAGGAAUCUAAAUAA